CGUCUCCCCCCGUUCGUCCGGACUCUCAAGGCGGCGAGCUCCGGCCGCCCCGCAUCCUCGACGAACUUCCGGAGAUUUCGCUUCGAUCCCAAUUCGAACCCAACUCGCGCGAGGAGAUUUGAGAGAGGGUUUGGACUCCCAGCCCGGGAUGUACGGGCAAGGAGGGGGCUUUAACCCGCACUUCCGCCAUGCCGCACCGCUGCCACCACCGCCGCCGCUGUCGCAGCAACCACUGCCCCCGCCCCCGCCCCCGCCCCAAGAACCGCAAGCUGGACCGACGGGUGGCUUCCAGCACCAACCGCUACCACCGCCGCCGCCGCUGGGGCAGUACCAGCAGCAGCCCCCAGCAAUGCGCCCGCCGCCCGGGCAGUACCAGCCGUAUCAGAAUCAGGCCUACCCCUACGCCCACCUCGGCCAGAUGAACCACAUGCCAAUGCCACCACAGCAGCAGAGGGGUUUCGGGCAUAUGCCGAUGCCAGGGCCGCUGCCGCCGCCGCAAGCGAUGUACCAGCAGCAGCCCCCUCCGCAGUAUCCCAUGCCAGGGUCUCUCCCUCCACCGCCGCCGCGGCCACCAAGCAUUGCUCCAGAAGACCUGCCACCUCCCCCUCCGCUGCCCCCGCCGCCACCACCACCAUCUUCGCCCCCUCUUAGGCCCCCCUCCCCGCCAGUUGCUCCUACAACUGCACAGUCACCUGCCGGGCCAGAAGGCGGCCCGGAUGGUGGCCCUGGAGGCAAAAAUGAGGAAGCUUCAACUGAGCUAAUUGUGUCUGAUGACUCGGAUAUGGAUAUGGAUGGGGAUGAGGAUUCACCAUCAAGGGUACAUCUGACCGUAGCCAAUUCUUCCCCUGUCGCUGCUGCCAAAUGUUCUGGAGAUAUUAAUGCUGUUAACGUGCCAAAGGCUGUUAAUGACAUGUCCACCCUUGGCAGUGAUUUGCCACCUGGUAGUGGUACCACAGACAAGUCUAAAACUGGAAAUGUGACUGUGGAAGCUGGGAGCCAAUUGCAGUUAAUACAACAAGGCUACGCCUCGGAUGAUAGUGAGGAUGAGGAGCACACUGGUGCUUCCAGCAACCCUGUGCCAUUGCCUGAAGAUAAUGAGCCGAGUCAGCCAAGUGAUAGAAAUACUGAAAUUGGUCAUCACCAGGUUACUAAUGCAGAUGAAAAUAUGAAUGCAGCGCAAAAUAACCAACUCAAGGAUGAGAGAAACCCAACACACAGUUCAGAUGAGCUUGGGUAUCCCGUCAAAGACAGCUUAAGUGGCAGUGAGUCUGUUGGAGUGCAACAGAGUGAAAGGCAGGGGAGGAUCCAGCCUAAACGAAUCCGCAGUCACUCACCUCAGGCUAGGAGGAGCCCUUCUGGAGAAAACAAGCACAGUCCAUCCCCAAGUUCAUCACUUGGAAGGCAAGGCAGGUCGCCACUUGCUAAGCGGGCUCAUCUGCAGCAGAGCAAAUCACCACACCAAGAGAGUUUGCUACCAGGACAACCAUUACUUGCAAGUUCAGAAUUACCCCAGAUGCAGUUUCAGCCAAAUGCUAUGGCACCGGCUAAUGAUUUCAUGCAGAACCAGAUAAGAAGCUAUCCCGCACAAGAUCUUUCUCAUCCUAGGCCAUUGGAUUUCCAUCCUCAUACCCUCCAGCCAGUUGUUCCUUCUCAACAGCAACCUGCUGCCUUUCACCCUGAUGAGUUUAAGAGGCCUUUUCCUGUUGACAGUGCCCCAGUUCCUCUUCCAGAUGGACGGCCGGAGUUUUCUGGUGGUGUAGGUCUGCCUUAUUCAAGUCACCAGUCUUCAUAUGGCCAGCAACAGCCUCCUGGCAGUUUGGCUUCGGGCGCUAACAUAGUUUACCCAUUCCAGAUAUAUCCAUCAAAUCUGCCAGGAAGUAGUGACCUAGGUCCUGUAUCUGAUGCUGUUCUGCCUAAAUCAUCUAUCAAGCCACAUUACAACCCAUUUGCAUCUACCUUUGAAACAGACCCAACUCUAGAUAUUGGUCCUGUUCUAAGCCCAAAUGCAGUUGUGUCUGCUUCAGGAAAAUCAUUAGAGCACAUCAAUACACUUAGUCCUUUCGGUCAAUCUGUUCCUGGAUCUGGAAUUCGUUUCAAUGGAAGUUCUGCAGAAGUUAUGCCUAGUCGUCAGAAGCAAUCUUAUCCUGGUUUUGCCUCUAGGGGUCCCUAUGAUCCACUGCUCGAUAGUAUUGAACCCUCAAGCAAUUCAAUCAACAAGAUGGAUCUUGGUCAGGAGGCAAAUCUGAGUGCCACUGGUAGUCGCAAUGCAUCGAAACUUGUUAACAUAGAAGUUGAGAGUAAAAAUAUGCACGGACUCGGGCUUGUUGCCGAAUCAGAAGUUGGAGAAGUUGGAGAGGUAGCAGCAGAUACUGAAACAGGUGUGGUGGAGAAUGUAAGUCCUGAGCCGUUAGGUGCUAAAGACUGGAGCUCAGAUGUCCCUGGUGAUAUGGACAAUGACCAGUCGUUGGAUGUAAGCAAGAAGGGUAAAGAUUCCAGAUCAAUGAAGCUUUUUAAGGUUGCUAUUGCAGAUUUUGUUAAGGAAGUCCUUAAGCCAUCAUGGAGGCAGGGAAACAUGAGCAGAGAGGCUUAUAAAAUGAUUGUCAAGAAAACAGUUGAUAAAGUUUCUAGUGCAGUCCCUGGCAAUCAUAUACCAAAAACACCAGCAAAGAUUAGACAGUAUGUCCAGUCUUCUCAAAGGAAAGUGACUAAACUAGUAAUGGGCUAUGUUGACAAGUAUGUGAAGUUAUAGCUGGACCAGUAAAUCACUGAAUUGUACCAUGGACUGGGCCAAUCAGAACAUACUUGCAGUUAGAGAACAUGUGAUGGAUACCACCAAUUUAGGCCGCAAGCUGUGUAAUGCUAUUUUGGAGCAUCUGUUUGCACGAGAUGGUCCUUUAGCAAUAAGGUAUUUUUGUAUGUAGUUCUGAGGGAACACUGUAUUAAAAUCACGUGUUUACACACACAUGUUCCAUAUUCUGAGAAAUGGCUGCCCUAGUCAACUGUAAGAUGCUUUUGGUGAUAACUUUUUCCAUUUCCAGCCAACACAAGAUAAGUGAUAGCCUGAUAGUAGGAUGGUCUAUUUUUUUUUCUUGUACUGGAUUCAUCAACAUGCCGCUGGUGCUGCGGAGCAGGGUCUGCCUGUUAGGUUAGAACAUUCAUUUUCUGUUUUUGUACUAAAGUGCAUGAGCAGACCAAAGUCACGCUUAACUUCACCUGAUGAUCUCUGUCUUUUAAAUCUGAGAAAGCGUAACUGGUUUGUUUU
Messenger RNA from Lolium rigidum, 3262 nucleotides. RefSeq names its product YLP motif-containing protein 1-like. NCBI's taxonomy places the organism in Eukaryota, Viridiplantae, Streptophyta, Magnoliopsida, Poales, Poaceae. The record is from RefSeq and is a predicted model, not a curated record. The coding region runs from base 149 to 2749 and encodes 866 amino acids. The transcript is spliced from 5 exons.